AAGUAAAAAAUUGUAAAUGGUGGUAUGGGUGGUUGAUGUCAGAAUCCAUAAACUCGAAAUUUUAUCCUGAUUCACAGACGGAAAUGGAUGAGACACUUAUGCUGGAAGCUGAUGAAAUGACUCAGUCUGGUGGAAAGAAAGUAAACUAUUUGUGGGGCGAGAGCAGUGAUCAGCAGUUGGCUAGUUCAUCAACGUGCAGUCUGACUGAUGAUGAUGUUAAAUAUGUGAAACCUGAAGAGGUGACCGAGAGUUUUACGGAAGUGAAGGUUGAAGUGAUCAUCGAUGAAGAAGGCCUAAGAGAAGGGGAAGAGAUUAAAAUUGAUGAAUCUCCAAAGAGCGUGGUACCACUCUACAACCAUGAAAAGGAUGAAGAAGAACUGGACGCUGCAUCGUGCGGAAGUGCUGACGGGACGGACUGUGGUGUAUUCCAGCAAAUGGAUUAUGCUGGGUUCGACAGGGAGCUGCAAAGGCGGGAGCAGCUUCAACUGGGCUCGGUCAAAGACGAAGAACAGACCUCUUGCCAGAGUAGGUCGGCGCAGUUUGCAGACGUCAGUAGCGCCAGCAGUCGAGCCGGCGACAGCAAGGAUGAUGGGAUCGUAUGUUUAGUGUGCUCGGCCAGGUUUUCUAGGAACGACAAUUUAAAAGAACACGUCCAAACCCACUGUACCCCGAAAUCUUUCUUGUGUUGUUUUUGUUCAACUGAGUUCAAACACAAGGGUAAUCUGAACUCGCACAUCCGUAUUCACUCGGGCGAAAGGCGUUUUGCGUGUGCCAUUUGCGAAGCGAGAUUCAGAGAGAAAAACACUUUAGACAAACACAUCCUCAGCCACACCGGUGAGAGACCUUUUGUGUGUGAAGUCUGCCCUGCCAAGUUCGCUAUAAAAGGCAACCUGAUGAGACAUAUUCUCACUCACACAGGCGAAAAGCCUUUUUCUUGUUCCAUGUGCCCGGCAAAAUUCACACAGAAGAGCACUCUUGACACGCACCUGAUCAUUCACACCGGAGUCAAACCUUUCUCAUGUUCAGUGUGUCCGGCGACGUUUGUGAGGAGAGCUUAUCUCAAACUACACAUGCUAAAGCACGCGGGCAGGAAACCUUUAUUGUGUACUAUGUGUUCUGCUAAGUUCAGUCGUGAUUUCGAUCUCGAAAAGCACAUGCUGAAACACACUUCGGGAAAACAGUGUGUUUGUCCCGUUUGCCCCGGCCAGUGCUCUUGCAAAGAUAACCAGUCGUACGUCAGUAGCACCUCCGUCGAGAAACCGUUCCUGUGCGCAAUGUGCCCGGCCAUGUUCAAAAAGAAAAUCCAGUUGAACUACCACCUGCUGAGUCACUCGGGCGAGAGGCCCUUUGCGUGUCCCGUGUGCCCCGCCAAGUUUGCACGGAAAGCGUACCUGAGCUCGCACCUCAGCAACCACGCCGGCCAGAAGCGCUUCUCCUGCACCGUGUGCUCCGGCAAGUUCAACCUGAAGGGGAACCUGAAGAGGCACAUGCUCAUCCACACGGGGGAGAAACCUUUCUCAUGUUCCAUCUGCCCGGCCAGGUUCAACCAGAAGAGUUGCCUCAACAUGCACCUCAUCAGCCACUCGGGCGAGAAGCGUUUCCGGUGCCCGCGGUGCCCGGCCCAGUACGCGCAAAAGAGGAACUUGAACAAGCACGUACUCACGCACACGGGGGAGAAACCGUUCCCGUGCCCUCUGUGCCCGGAGACGUUUACUCUGAAGCAGAAGCUGAAUAAGCACGUCCUCGUUCACACUGAUGAGAAAACAUGAGAGAGGUUCGGCAGAUCGGUUGCGAGUCCUUGUCGUCGAUUCCUAAAGUGGGUAGGAAUGUAAGGCUGUGUGCGUUCACGUGAACACAUCUGUUUGAUCUGAGUACGCGCAAGUAUUGUACACUUUAUAUGCUUGGGGAGAGAUCACUUUGUAAAAGAGUGGUGAAUAUAUCUGUGAUAACUGAAAUAGAAUUUUAAUUAGGGUUUCUUAUUCUUCUCUACACCAAAUAAAGUGUCUUCGUAGUGCUGUAGGGUAUACAGUAUGUAACAGUUAAUUAAUUCAUCAGCAUGAUACUGAGAAUAUACUAAAAUUAAUUUUUUUUUAUUACAGUCAGAAUACACUAUAAAUGGCUGUGUUUAAUGUCUUGUGUAUAUGUUAAGGCAUUAGUCAAUUAUAUUUUUUUAAUCUUUUGAGACACUUGUUUUUAUUAUUUUAAUUUUGUUCUGUUAAUAUGAAAAACAGUGCCAUGGAAAAGUCAAGAGCAGUGCAGAUAUGGGAGGUAGGCUGGCAUCUUCUUGUGAAACUAAUGUAAAUCAUGUUUGUUUGGCUUUCAGCUUAGUUUUUUUUACUGGAGUUUGUCUGAUGGGUACUUAUUUUGUAUGUCUGAUAGCUGGAUUUCUUAAAAAAAAAAAAUAUUAUUUACAUAUUAAGCCAACUCUAGAGGUUGUGUGUAUAAUUUUUAACAUUGAGGGAGUAUUGAUGUGUUUCGAUGUCAGUCAAGUGGCAGCAGGAAAUCUGUAAAUUGAGCUGGGAACGGCCAAGUACUAUGGUACUAGAGCAGUACGGCAGUCGGGCGUAAGGCUGGGAUUGGAAUAUAGUUACAAUGUUGGGCGUGGAAUGGAAUGGUUUUGCUAAGGCAUUUGGCCAGAAGUUACAGCCAGGAUUGUGGUGAAACAUCAGGGUAGACGGGUUAAACUGUAGUCAAAAUAUCUGUUAAGAUGUCAGAGUUUAAAUGGUUGAGUGUUGGUUAAUAUGUAUUGGUGACAAGUGGCAAGAGAUAUUGGUAAAAGUUCAGGGUAGGAUUUCAGGAAGAUAUCCUAGACAAUUUACAAUUGAAAACCGUAGUUUGGAUGGAAUCUGCCAUUUGUUUUUAUUGCUACCAACGUUAUAUUUUGUUCUAUUCAGAUGUAUUGUUCAUGCAAUGCAAUGGCAUGUGUAAUCUACUAGCAGUAAUACAAAAAUCAUUAUAAUUUAAAAUCUGAGGAUGUACAACUAUUGCCUAUUAACUUAUUAAAUUAUAUUGUAGAUAUUCAUUUUUUUUGUGAUCGCAAUUCAUUUAAAUACUGAAUUGUGUAGUAAUUAAGCUACAAGCAUUUACUACAUAUCUUUUUAUAUAUAUAUUUUUUUUUAGCCAUUACACUAAUAUAUGUAAAGGUAUGUUAUUUUUUUUUUAGUAUUUUUUAAUGUCUUUUUAAUCAUACAAAUAGAUUUCUUACAAUUUCAAAUGAUUUAAGAAAAUAUAUUUACCUAUAUGCUAUAUCAGUACAGAAGUAUGGUUUGUUGAUGAGACAUUAUCAUGUUAUCAUUCUUAUAAUAUUUAGCCACAGUCAUUUAAUGAAUAUUUUGGCUGUUUUUGUAAAGCCACUGGUUGGAGUCCUUGCCUCAUUUAUAGUUAACAGUGCAUUAAUGUUGGGCAGUUUUUAAAUUUUUGAUGUAGGCAAAAGGGUGAAAAAUUCAUGUCAUGUUGAAACUGUACCAAAUUUGUGCUACAGUUUUUAACCAAACAUAUUUCUGACAAUUAUUUGUAUUGUUAGAAGCAAGCUUUAAUGUAUAAUAUUUUCUUUGUUUUAUAUUUGGUAAUUUUAAUCAAUGUUUAAUUGUUAUUUUAUUGCUACCAUUGUAAGAAGAGAAUGAUAUAAAAAGUUUUAAAAAAAGGCAGUUUUAUUUAUUGAAUAAUGUAGUAUUGAUUUUUCAUACAUAUAUACCUAUAUAUCAUGUAAGUUUUUUGAUGUGUAAACAUCUUCAUUCUUGGUAUACAGCAUUUAGUAAGAGUAAUUUCGUGAAUGGAAUGGAAGUCGCAUGGAAUAAAAAUGUGUUGCCACCAUGCUGCCAUCUGUGGCAAAUGGAGCAAACUAAAGUUCACAGAGCCGAUGGGAAACUUUAUAGUAUUAACUGUUUAAUGAAUUUUAACAAGAUUGGCAGUAUUUUAAUACUACACCUCGAAAAUCAGGUCCAAAGCCGGUGUUUAGUAAUUUUUAAGACUUUCUUGCUGCAAUUGGAGCCGUUUCAUCAUGUAGUCUAAGCUUUCGUUCUGCAAAUAGAAUGAUUCAGUAGUCGGCGUAACUGCUCCAGCAGCAAAUUCUAGCAGCAGGUGUGGAAAAUACGCAUAUGUCUCACGUCAAGAAAUGUAGUGGAAACACACAAUUUUUGUCUGUUUAUCACGCUCUGCAUUAAUUCUACGUUAAAUUUUGUUACCAAUUUUCAUAUUAUAAGUUUAUUUGCAACAUGAUAACACAUGAAUUUUCUCCAUACCGAGGUUAGAUGUUCACACAUGACUGGUGAGUACGUACUGAAAGACUUGUUCAUAUAUUUUUUAAUCAAUUUAAGUAGAUUUAGCAAAUUAUCUAAGUUCAGCUGUUUAUUUGUUAAUAAAUAAUAGGUUGACAUUGUACAUCAUGGAGAAAGUACAAUUUAGCAUUAUUGGUGGUGUUGCAUAAGUUUCUUCUACAAACAAUAACUGUGAAAAACUAAGCUGAUGACUUCAACGGCUAUUUACCAGUUGCAAGUAAAAUUUGUUUAUUCAAUUAUGGGUCUUAACAUUAAAUUUUCAAGAAAACUAUAGUUAAUACUAUCUCUUCAACGAGUGUACUCGACUGCAAGGCAAGUCCUCCAAAUCUUAAACACUAAUUUACUAGCCACCGAAGGCUGUGGCUCGUGAAGAAAGUUUCUACUCGCCUUUUCUAAAGUGUUGUCGUAGUCUUCCCCGGCAGUCCAGCAUGCUCAGACUUUUUGCAUGUGGUAAAUGUGGCGGAUGUUGUCAUGAAAAAAAAAAUUAAAAUGUUAAAAACACCAAUUAUUUCACAGGAGAAAAUAUUUGUAACAGCCACUGUUAAUGACAAGGCAUUCCAUGAACGUGUGUGCGGUGAUGAGAAGAGCCUGUAGAUUUAAGUCUAGCCGAUGACUUGGAGCGUAACAUAAACGAAAAAUAUGCAAUGCUCAGGAGUGGGGUGGUCGAUGGUGGAGAGGGAGACUAAUGAACAAAGGAGAGACAGUCAGACAAUGUAAGUCUCUUGGGGGUGCGGAAGACUACCAUAAUGACAGUAUUUCGCCUGGCCUCUUCGAAAAAGGCGGAAAAGUAACAUAACGGAAAUCUGCCAUAAUUUAAAAGGACGAGGCAGAAUUCUACCAUAUUUCCUUAUAUACUCCAUGGAAUGAGUACAGCUGCUUUGCUUUGUAGUUUAUAGAAUACGUCGCUAGGUAGCAGUUUUAAUCCCCUAGCUGUUUCAUAGGUUAACUUAAAAGACUACAGAUAGUGCUUCUGACAGUUACUUUCUGUAGUUCCAGUCAUAAAUCAACUCAAUAGAUCGCGCACUAAUAUAAACAAAUGUUUCCAAAAAUUGGUUAUAGGAAGCAGCACUGUGUACUUACAACUACGAUCUGUAAAAAUAACAAUAUGGUAGUUUUCAAUUAUGGCACUUUUCCGACCUGUUUUGACGGGGGGCGAUGGAAGACUGCCAUACUGGAAGACUACCAUAAUGACAUAAUUCCGCCUGGGGGCGACGGAAAACUACCAUAAGUUAAAACAUGACCAUACAGUCCUAAUACUCGAACGACAUGAGAAAAGUAUGUAUAUUAUCUUAGAAAGAAUUUUUAUAAAUAAGCAGCAUACAAAGUCUUGUUAUUCUAAUUAAUGUUUUAACUCCACAAGUUGAAAUGAAAUGCAAUCUAGUGACUGAAAAUCACAAUUCCUUGACAACCGACGGUUAAGAAAGUAAAAUAUUGCAUUAUUUA
Bacillus rossius redtenbacheri is the source of this 5720-nucleotide messenger RNA. RefSeq names its product gastrula zinc finger protein XlCGF57.1-like. NCBI's taxonomy places the organism in Eukaryota, Metazoa, Arthropoda, Insecta, Phasmatodea, Bacillidae. The transcript is spliced from 4 exons. Bases 36 to 1769 code for a protein of 577 amino acids. The record is from RefSeq and is a predicted model, not a curated record.